GUAGGCGAGCGACGCAUGCGCGCGGUCGUCUUAGGUUUUCCUUUUCAACAUGGUCGUAAGACGUUCUGAAAAUUUUACUGUUUUCGAAGUGAUACGUUUUGGAAGUGCUUGAAAUUGUGUUAGGAUCGAAUAGCUCGACGAACGGGAUCGCAUUCGUCGCGUUUUCGGCCUUAUUUCACCCUGUCACGUAGGCCAUCAGAAAUAGGUUAAUUUCGUUUGUUUCGAAAUGAAGAAGCGUUUCAAUAACGAGCGCGACUCCUCGGAGCCGCCCGAUAAGAAGACUGAGAUCUCCACGGGCGAUAUUAAGGCGGGCACCAUGUUGGUCGACAUUUUAGGAAAUAUGUGGAAAUUGGGGAAGACGGUUGGUUUAGGAGGGUUCGGCGAGAUCUACCUGGCAAGUGAUGAUAUCUCAGGGGACGUUAGCGCGGACGCACCUUUCGUGGCGAAAGUGGAAAGUCACACGAGUGGACCGCUGUUUGUCGAAAUACAUUGUUAUCUUCGCAUCGGAAAGGCUGCAGCGAUUAAGCAAUGGAAGACUGACAGGAAGACGCAACAUUUAGCAAUACCACACUACGUAGCCUAUGGUUCUCAUACCGUUGGGGAUAAUAAAUAUCGUUUCCUAAUAUUACCUCGGUACGAAAAAGACUUACAAGCAAUCUUCGAUGUGAAACGGAAAUUUAAUCUUAAAACCGCCUUGACGAUCAGCCUUCAAAUUGUCGACGCCUUAGAAUACUUACACGAUAACGGUUAUGUUCACUCCGAUAUUAAAGCGUCUAAUAUUUUGUAUAACGAGUACAAGAAGAAGCCCAGUACGCCCAACGGCAAGUCCAUUCGCUAUUCCGGCUGUCGACCCGUGCGUACCUGUAAAGUGCGAAAAAUUCAACGAGUCUUGCGUACAAACUUCUACCUGUACAAUGAGGAGUCGAAGACGGAAGCUCAGCCGAUGAAUAACAUCGAUCAAAUUUUCCUAUUAGACUACGGACUUGCCUGUAAAUAUGUGACGUCGACAGGUGAACCGAAACCUUACGAUUACGACUCGCGUAAAGCGCACGCCGGUACGAUUUUGUUUUGCUCGCGAGACGCCCACGAGGGCGCCCAGUCGCCUAGGUCGGAUCUCGAGUGUCUCGGUUUUAACCUGAUCUAUUGGUUAACGUCGGACCUCCCGUGGAGCAAAAGCUCCGACCCGGAAACCGUCCACAAAAAGAAGUGCCGGUACAUGCAAAACCUCAAACCAUUCCUCGAGUACGCCUUCAACUUCGAAUACCCGCGGUUUCUCUACGACUACUUCACCUACCUGCAAAGUUUGGAGUUCGAACGCAAGCCCGACUACUCGUACAUACGCACUCUGUUCGGAAAGGCGCUGAAGGAGUACGGCUACAAGGACGACCUGCUGCUAGAUUUCGACAAUCGGGAGGGAUGGGGCCGGAAGCAGAAGAAGACCAAGUGCAAUUCGGAAAACGUGAAAGUGAAGUGCGCCAAGAUGCUACUGCAGCGCGCGCCGUUACAAUCGAACUUACCGGUGCGGCGCAAGGUCAUCAAGCGCGACGUCGUGAAGCGUAAAAAGGACUGGAUUUCGCAGCUCGUCGAUCCCGAAGUGAUCAUCAAACGGGCGCGCGAGAGGAAGCUGACCGACACGAGCGAGAAUAGCGGCAUUCAAAAUUUGGAUAUACACGCCUUGAAUCCGACAUCCGCGAUGCUCGACGUCUUCAAUAAGUCGAUGGAGAGGUUAAACUCGAACGGACACUCGCCACGUGAUCGGGGAGAUAUUUUCGCAACGUAUAUCGAAGGCUACACUCCAGCAAUGGUGGAGGUGUACAACCGAAUGAAGGAACGCCAGUAUUUAGAAUAUCAAGCCGUACUCGCGAAGUUGAAGAGAAGUAAGAAAAAGGCCGCCAAACGAGUACAGUCGGCCAAAAGUAAAGUGUCCCAAGCGGAGCGUGCCACAGUUAACAAAAAGGACAAAUCGAAAGUGAUUACUUUGAAAAGGACUUACAGUCUUCGAGGCUAGCGGGGGCAAUUUACCUAUUUUUUACGAGUAUUAUAUUGAGUUUAGUUUUAUACGUAAUUUUUUUGAUUUCUUAUUAGUUGAUUAUUGUGGAUAAUUUAGUUUAUAACCGGGAGAUUCCUCUUUGCUUCCUGACGAAAUUAUCUGUACCUGAUC
Molecule: messenger RNA, 2161 nt
Organism: Photinus pyralis (common eastern firefly)
Lineage: Eukaryota; Metazoa; Arthropoda; Insecta; Coleoptera; Lampyridae
Product: serine/threonine-protein kinase VRK1-like
Exons: 4
Coding region: 227-2008 (593 amino acids)
Biological process (GO): signal transduction; peptidyl-serine phosphorylation
Cellular component (GO): cytoplasm; nucleus
Molecular function (GO): ATP binding; protein serine/threonine kinase activity
Source: RefSeq, a predicted model, not a curated record